Molecule: messenger RNA, 2768 nt
Organism: Pelagomonas calceolata
Lineage: Eukaryota; Pelagophyceae; Pelagomonadales; Pelagomonadaceae
Source: the annotation of a GenBank genome assembly
AUGGCACGCCAUCGCCGCGGAGCACGACGGCGGGCGCUAGCAGUCUUAUCCAGCGCAAGCGCGCUGCAGUGCCCGCAGCCGCCGCGGCGCCGGACGGUCCGUUUCAGCGACGCCACGCCGCCCGAGGCCGAGACGGUCGUCGAAGAGGCGGUGGUAGAGCCGCAGAUGGUCGCGGCGCCCGUCGAGACGCCGGAGGAGCGCGCGGCGCGCGACGAAGAUGGCCCUUUGAAGGAGUUCGACUGGGACGCCCACCUCGCGAGGAUCGAAGCGGACGACGAGGAGGCACGAGCGGCGGCCGCGGAGGAGGAGCGCCAGGCCUUAGCCGGUGGUGAUGAAUACCUGGCGGACGAUCUCGACCAACUCCAGCCCGAACCGGUCGUCGACGACGAGCCCGAGUUCCUCAAGCCGAGGUGGGACGAGGUCGAUCCCGCCGAUGUCGACUUCCGAAACCCGCCCGCGUCGCGCGGCGCGACGUGGUCGCGCAUCCACAUAAAGUCGGACUGGUGGCAGUUCGAGGACGGCGAAAGGCUGAAGACCGAGGAGGGCUGGGAGCGGUUUGAUCAUCGGGGCUACUCCGUGCCCGAGGGUCUUUUUGAACCUACGUUGGAGUUUACGUACGGGAAGUUGGAUCUGGACGUGGUGGAGCGCAUCAGACCGGCCAUGGACAUCCUGUCGGGCUGUUCUUUAUUGGAGGCGGCCGAUGGUAUUGUUAGAAUCAAGUACAUGGGCCCCGCGCGGAACCGCGUCGGCGUCGAGGCCUACGCCACUGGUUUAGUGGGGGACCUGUACCCGGAGAUGACCUCUCUAAAGUUCGAGGCGCGCUUCGUGUCGGACUACCUUGAUGGAAGUAGUGCGCAUGCGAUGGACGGGUGGCGGCAGUAGGUCCGGCGCGUGUCUAACUGAACUUGAAGUUAUAGUCUACUUGUUUUUGCCUCUUGCGUCGCCGCGAUGGCGUCGAUCGGCCUGCGUAGAGCCCGCGAGUCCGGACGCGUUGCCUUGCGUCGCCUCGAUGGCGUCGAUGGGGUUGCGCAGAGCCCGCGAGUCCGGACGCGACGGUCGCAAUAACCACGCUCUUGUGCUCAAGACUGCCGCGGCGACUCGGAGGACCGCAACAUGAUCGCCGCGGCGCCUAUUCCGUGCAUCGAAUGUGGUGCGGGUUUUUCGGCUUGGUUUUCGGCGCGAGUACCUCUCUGAGCCGUCGACGCAGGCUAAAGGACGGCCGUAGACGAGUGAUAGAGGCGUUUUUAGAGCAGACGCUGUGUGAGCCAAAAACAGGCACUGUGAUCAGCCCGCCGUCGCUGUGCCCGUGCUCGUGCCAUGGCGAGCAAUUUACUGGGCACUCGCCAUGAGAGGCUCGUGUUGCAGUGUAGAUUCAAUCGCAAAGGAGAACGGAGGUUGCAAUCCCCUCUGUAAACGAGAGCAGAGACGUCAAGAUUAAAGUAAAUCGGGCACAAUUCGCGCGCCGCAAUUGCGCAAGGGCCCAUAGAGCUGUAUUUGGUUCUUCCAGGCCCGCUGGGCCGCUGGCCCAAAUCCGCGGCCCGGAUGGCCCAAAAAAACGAAGUCGUCCGACACCGCACCGCUAAAAGAAACACAAGAAACGGGGCGCCCGCCGGCACCGAUCGAGGCCUGCCGGCACCGAAUCGACGCAACGCCGUCACCGAAUCGACACCACACAGGUAUCCAAGCACGCUAGGCAUCGACUUCCGCAAGCUCGGCCCCGAAGCUUUAAGGACGUACGUGAACCGCUACCGCUUGGAUGCCGCCCCGGACGCGCCCGACAGCGAGCUAGCAAAAGUAGUAGCCAAGCACUUCGAGGCGACGCCCGUCGACGAGGAGGCCAUCGUGGCCCGGUUUUUCGAGCAUCUUGAUGACGUCGACGCGGCCAGGGCGGGCGAGAACGACACGGGCGUCGCGCGCGUCCACGAGCAGGUCGCGGCCAAGGUCAGUACGACGGACGAGAACGGGUCCUGGAUUCUAGCGAGCGUCGUGCGUUAUGACGCUACUUCCGACGCCUACGCGGUGCAGGACGAGGACGACCAGAAGAUCUUGGAGCUGCCGGCGUCGCGCAUCCGCAGACUGGGCGUUGCGGAUGACAACUUAGAUGAAUUGCAGAAGGGUGAGAGAGUGGUAGCAAUCUUCCCCGAGACGACGUCGUUCUACCGCGCGAUGGUCUCGAAGGCCCCCAAGCGCGGGCCGGGCGGUUCACCACCUAGGGAAGUCGUCCUGAAAUUCGAGGACGACGAGGACGACAGUGGAAGGACGCCUCAUAGAAGAGUGUCAUUGCGCUAUGUGUUGCGAGAGCGGCCCCAAGCCAAGGCGCCGCGGCCUCCCCCCAGACCGCGCCCGCCGCCGCAGCCCAAGAACACGGAGCCCCAGCCGGCCACGGCGGCCCUGCCGACGCCGCGGCCGCCCCAGGGCCAGGCCUGGGCCGACAAGGCAAGUGGAGGCGCCCCGGCCGACGCCGACGUCGCCGCGCGGCCCGGCGGCGCGACCUACUCCGACAUGAUCGCCCACGCCCUCAAGAAGCUGCCCGACGAGCACGGCGACUUCAAGGACAUCUGCAAGGUCAUCGAGCAGGACUUCUUCGAGCAGCUGAACUGGAAGCUCGAAAGUGAUUUGAGAAAGACGCCGGUCUGGAAGUCGUCCGUGCGCAAGAUCCUCUACUCGAACGCGCGCUUCCGCCACAACCUGCCCGCGGCCGACAAGAACAUCUUCACGUUCUCGGCCUACGCGUGAUCAACUGGGGGCUAAGCUUCUUUCUACACACC